Seminavis robusta is the source of this 480-nucleotide messenger RNA. NCBI's taxonomy places the organism in Eukaryota, Bacillariophyta, Bacillariophyceae, Naviculales, Naviculaceae. The record is from the annotation of a GenBank genome assembly.
AUGGCGGCUGCUGAGCGCUACAACGCCAACCAGUUCUUGGCUUUUGGGUUGGAUAUUGUUGGCUUUGAACGAUGGGAGUUUAUGCAAGAGAAUGCCAACAUUGAUCGGUUUACGAAUGCAUUCGGAGCCAAGCCAAUUACAUGCGAGCAGAUGUGGAGUGAUCUUGUCACGAUGGACCCACCACUUCGAAUCCUUGCCGAUGGAAUCUAUUCUGCCGAAGAGGAAAGUGACAUCAUCAGUACGAAGAAUGAGUUCGAUCCUUAUGACAUUGAAGAGUUCAAAGACAGAGCACUUUCUCGCCAAGAGAAAUUCAAUUUACUUCUAAAGAAAUGGGAUGUCCUCCACACGAUGUUUCGCCAUGACCAGGGUGACUUUUUAGUUGCCCACAGAUCAUGCAUGGAAGCAGUCACCGCCAUUGCCCUCUACCAACUCGACAACGGAAGCUACAGCCUAUUCGAUCCUUAUCCGGAUCCCAGUUAG